AUUUAGGUUUCCGGGGUUAACUGAAGUGCGACCUCACCCAUUUGAGUAACGUGAAGACAUCCAGCCUGCAAGUCACAGUAUGCUGUUCAAUUCUUUAUUAUUACUAACGGCAUUUAUGUUUUGUCUUAGUCUUUUCCUGGUGCACAGGGCCAGCGUUUUAGAAAAUGAUUUUCGGAAACUCCAGGGGGACUUAAUUCUACAAUUAAAUCAGCCACGUUCUGAGGGAGUCAAUGGGAAAAUGGCCAAGAUGUCUAAAACAAGGGAGGACAUUAAGCCAAGUUCUUUCCAAAAAGCUUGGAGUUCUCUAAAGAUGUCCUUUAGGAGAGUAAAACGGGAACAAGGCAGCUGCAGAGGUUCAACAUUCCUGCAGUUAACUGCUAACGCUAACAAACAGCCAGACGUACGAGGAAAUAUAACUGUGAUCCCUUGGACUGUUUCUGCACAGCAAGGAAAUGCAAUUUCACAAAAGGAAAACAGAAUUGUUGUCCAAGAAGACGGUUAUUACUUGGUGUUUGGACAAGUUUUGUUCAAAAGCCCAGGCGCGGUUAUGGGUCAUAUUAUCCGAAGCUGGAGCUCCCCCGAGACGACAUCGACGGAGCUGUUGCGCUGCCUGCAAGAGAUGCCUGAUGCAACUCCUGCCAACACAUGCCACACUGCAGGUAUUGUGCAGCUGCACCAGGACGAUGAGCUGGAACUGGUGAUCCCAAACAGGCCCCAGGCCCUCGUCUCAAUGGACGCAGACUCAACCUUUUUUGGUGUCAUACAGCUAAACUGAAACAAGACGGGAUGUAGGCGAUAACCACGCUGCUCACUGUUGCAGGAAGUGGGAGGCUGACUGAGCUGCGUGAGGACACACUGAUAAAGGACUGAGAGACAGCAGCAGGAAAACUGUUGGAGCCUGUCACUCAUCUCAGGAAAAGAUAUAAUCAACGUUUUAAUUGAGCUGCCCCUCUGACAGUUAUUCAUCCUUUAAGCAUUUAUGCAUGUCUUUCAGGUAGUCCACCUGGGCCUGUCUCUGCAUAUUUAUGUGUGCCACCACCUCCUUUCAUCAGUCUAUUUUUUGCAUGUCUCUUUAUACCUUGCUGGGCCGCUUCCCUCCAGCUCCACCUCCGCACUCUCUGUUUAUUUGUUCCCCUCAUCUAUUUUUGAAUGGUUUCCAUUUUCCCCUAAGACUAAGACAGGAACAAACAAAAGUGUAAAUUUAUAUCACUCCGGAGGUGUUUUCCUGGUUGAAAUGUACCUCCUCAAUUCUGUUAAUGCUUUAAUGACGAAAUGCAAGUUGUCAUAAAUAGGAUAAUGUGCUUUAGUGCAAACAUAUUGACACUUGGUUUUCAGUUACUGACUAAUUCUAAAUCAACUUAUCUAUAAUACAUUAAUUUAUAAAUCACAUUUAAAACAGAAACAACAGUUUUAAAUUAAAUUUAGAAGGGUAUUUUUCAAAGCUUUAUAGAAAGUGAUGUAUCAGGGGUCAAGACUUGUCUGUCUAAAUAUAGUCCACAGUGUCUA
Messenger RNA from Scophthalmus maximus (turbot), 1506 nucleotides. Its product is annotated as tumor necrosis factor ligand superfamily member 13B. The record is from RefSeq and is a predicted model, not a curated record. Gene Ontology annotation, cellular component: membrane. Gene Ontology annotation, molecular function: receptor ligand activity; tumor necrosis factor receptor binding. Lineage: Eukaryota; Metazoa; Chordata; Actinopteri; Pleuronectiformes; Scophthalmidae. Bases 80 to 775 code for a protein of 231 amino acids. The transcript has 6 exons. Gene Ontology annotation, biological process: immune response.